UAUAAACUUCGUGUAUUCAUAUUUUAGAGAGAGAAAAAGAAAGUCUUCAUGGCUAUGGAACAGGAGAAGAAGCCUCAUGCAGUAUGCAUACCAGCCCCGCUACAAGGUCACAUUAACCCAAUGCUAAAACUUGCCAAAAUCCUCCAUUCAAAAGGCUUCAUCAUCACCUUCGUAAACACUGAGUUCAACCACCAACGGCUUCUCAGAUCUCAGGGACCCGACGCCCUAAGCAACCUCCCUUCCUUCCACUUUGAGACUAUUCCCGAUGGCCUUCCACCGCCGGAAAAUCAUGACGCCUCACAAGAAAUCCCGACUCUUGCCAAAUCCGUUGAUGAAACUUGUUUGGAUCCAUUUAAAGAUCUACUCACCAAAUUAAGUGAUUCUUAUUCACCUGUUACUUGCAUUGUUUCUGACUUCCUUAUGGGAUUCACGCUUGCUGCCGCCACUGAAUUGGGUAUCCCGGAGAUACUCGUGUGGACUAGUGGAGCUGGUUCUCUAUUAUGUUACGAUCAGUAUCAAAAUCUUUUGGAAAAGGGUUUAAUGCCCCUCAAAGAUUCGAGUUUUCUAGUAAAUGGUUAUUUGGAUACAGUUGUAGAUUGUAUACCUACCAUGUCUGGAAUACGUCUAAAAGAUUUCCCUCCAUUCAUUAGAAUUAUCUAUCCUGGUGAUGAGUAUAUGGUUAAAUUCUUAUGUGCGCAAAUAGAAAGAGCAAAAAUGGCUUCCGCCAUCAUUUUCAACACAUUUCAUAAACUAGAAAGUGACAUUUUUGAUACACUCUCUUCAAUGUUUCCUCCUUGCUACGCAAUUGGCCCAUUUCAUUUCCUUGAAGACAAGAUCGCUGAUAAAUCUCUAGGGUCCAUCAAAUCAAACCUCUGGAAAGAAGAACCAGAAUGUCUUAAAUGGCUAGACUCCAAACCACCAUUAUCAGUUAUUUACGUGAAUUUUGGUAGCAUUGCUGUGAUGACACCUCAGCAACUAGUGGAGUUUUGUUGGGGACUUGCAAAGAGCAAUUAUUCAUUCUUGUGGAUAAUACGUCCAGACCUUGUGAUUGGUGAGUCUGCAGUGCUUCCACCCGAGUUUUUAGAUGAGACAAGCGAUCGAAGGUUUUUGGCAGGAUGGUGUCCUCAAGAACAAGUUCUAAACCACCCAUCAAUAGGAGGGUUUUUAACGCAUAGUGGAUGGAAUUCAACGCUCGAAAGCAUUUCCUGUGGAGUACCAAUGAUUUGUUGGCCUUUUUUUGCAGACCAACAAACGAAUUGUUGGUUGAGUUGCAACAAGUGGGGUAUUGCCAUGGAGAUUGAUAAUGAUGUGAAGAGUGAUGAAGUUAAAAACUUGGUUGUUGAGUUGAUGACCGAAGAAAAAGGAAAUGUUAUAAGGAAGAAUGUCACUGACUUUGAAGAACAAGGCUGAGAAAGCAUGUACCUCUUCUGGUUCAUCCACGGCUGAUUUCGAGAAGUUGAUCCAUUUGAUGCAAGAUUCAAAAUGAUUCGUAAUUUAUUUUACGUAUAUGUCUUUGUUACAAGUUAAGAAUCCAUUGGUUUGUUAUUUUUUUGUACUUUUGAAUUGAAUAAUAAGGCUAAGUCAUAAGUGUUGCAACAUAUAUAUAGAACCGACCAACUAUCAUCACUAUUC
Molecule: messenger RNA, 1632 nt
Organism: Lactuca virosa
Lineage: Eukaryota; Viridiplantae; Streptophyta; Magnoliopsida; Asterales; Asteraceae
Source: the annotation of a GenBank genome assembly